Molecule: messenger RNA, 1237 nt
Organism: Rosa chinensis
Lineage: Eukaryota; Viridiplantae; Streptophyta; Magnoliopsida; Rosales; Rosaceae
Product: protein STRICTOSIDINE SYNTHASE-LIKE 10
Exons: 3
Coding region: 90-1121 (343 amino acids)
Biological process (GO): biosynthetic process
Molecular function (GO): strictosidine synthase activity
Source: RefSeq, a predicted model, not a curated record
AAUCGUACGUUAUUAGAAAUUCAACAUAUUCAGAUCAGAUUUGAGAGAGCCACAUUCUGUUUCUCUCAAGAAAAUCUUCAUAGCUAGCCAUGAAGCUAUAUUUUCUUUCACUCUUGUUCUUCUUUUCGUUAAUCCUAGCAUCAUCCACACCAGCAUCAGCUUUCUUUGUUGUCAACCUCACAAAUUACCAUCAGAUCGAGCUCCCAAAAAGCGUAGUUGGUCCGGAAAGCAUUGCGUUCGACUGCCGUGGAAAAGGACCUUAUGUUGGAGUUUCAGAUGGAAGAAUUCUCAAAUGGCAAGGGCCUUGCCGGGGCUGGACGGAGUUUGCCUUUACCUCCCCAACCAGGCCAAGGAAAAUAUGUGAUGGUUCAACCGAUAAUACGACUGAACCAAUAUGUGGAAGGCCACUAGGCUUGAAGUUCAACCCAAAAACUUGUGAACUCUAUAUAGCAGACGCCUACUUCGGGCUGUUAAAGAUAGGUCGCAAUGGUGGUCGUCCUCAACAACUUGCCACUUCCCUAAAUGGAGUCCCUUUCCGUUUUCUGAAUGCUCUGGACAUUGAUAGUCAAAGUGGAAUUGUUUAUUUUACAGACACCAGCACAGUUUACCAAAGAAGGUUGUGGCCUUUGUCAAUUGCCACAGGUGACAAAACCGGAAGGUUAUUGCAAUACGACCCUUGUACAAAGAAGGUGACUGUGUUGCUCGAUAACUUGGCUUUUGCAAAUGGUGUGGCUCUAAGCGAGGACAGUUCUUUCCUCCUAGUAGCCGAAUCCGCCACAUUCAAAAUCUUCAAGCUUUGGCUUCGAGGACCCAAAGCUUACGACGUAAAACUCUUCACUCAACUGAAAAGGCCAGCCGAUAACAUUAAGAGGACCAACGGUGGUGAAUUUUGGGCUGCGCUCAAUAGUCUAAGAGGAUUACAGGGUAACCAGACUUCUCCAUCCUUGUGGUUGACGAAAGAUCCGGUGGGAGUGAAGUUUGAUGAACAAGGAAACGUAAUGGAGGUGUUAGAUGGAGAGGGUGGUCCGACGCUUGAGUCCAUUAGUGAGGUUGAAGAACACAACGGAAAGUUGUGGAUUGGAUCGGUAGUAAAGUCCUAUGUUGGAGUUAUCAAGUCAUAGAUAAUAUAUCCACAUGCACUCUAAGCAAUCAAAUUGACGCAUUGUGAAACCUCAUUUAUAUUAUUUUCACAUGAGACGAGUUCAAUAAAAAAACAUUAAUGCAUUACUUAUUUGCA